Molecule: messenger RNA, 1657 nt
Organism: Bombus terrestris (buff-tailed bumblebee)
Lineage: Eukaryota; Metazoa; Arthropoda; Insecta; Hymenoptera; Apidae
Product: F-box/LRR-repeat protein 12
Exons: 8
Coding region: 94-1479 (461 amino acids)
Biological process (GO): SCF-dependent proteasomal ubiquitin-dependent protein catabolic process
Cellular component (GO): SCF ubiquitin ligase complex
Molecular function (GO): protein binding
Source: RefSeq, a predicted model, not a curated record
GACUGUUUUGUGAACAAAACUUUCUUUGUGUUUUUAAGUCAAUUUCAAUUUGAAAACAGAAAACAAUUUCAAUUUUUUAAAAUUAUUAAAAAGAUGCAAGAAGAAUUUGAACCAAUAGAAGAUCAAGUAUUUCCGAUACAUAAUCGUUCAAUUUGUUUUAUGUGUAAAAAGAAAAUGAAAAUGAAACGCAGUAGAUCUUUAUCUCCUAAAGCUUCAAGUAGUGAAGAAGAUAUGAAACGCAUCAAAUUUGAAGAAAAUGAAAAGGCAAAUGAUAUAAUAAUACAUCCACAUAUAUUAGACUUUUCUGAUGAUGUUCUAUUGAACAUAUUUAAAUAUUUGAAUCCUAAAGAUCUCAUGGCAAUAAGUUUAUCUUGCCAACGUCUAGCUCAAGUAGCACAAGAUAAAACUUUAUGGAGAAGGGUAGAUUUUCGAGCAACACCUAUAUUAUUAAAUGAUUUAAAAGAAUAUAUAAAAUUUCUACAACCUAUAACAACAAGUCUUGCUAUGCGUGGUGAUUUAUAUUGUGAAAAUGAUGCAGAGCUUAGUCCUUAUUUUCUCAACUCGGUUAAAACUACAUGUACUCAACUUAAAGAAUUAAUUAUAGAGGAAUAUUGUAUUAAUGCAGACAAGAUUCAAAUUACAGAUUUUCCAAGUACCAUAGAAAAACUUUCAUUAGAAGGCUGCAAAAUGGAACAUUUGCGUAGUAAUAAAUCAUAUUUUUUCAAAAUGAAUUUCCAUUUGUCUAAUUUAACAUGUUUAAUUUUAAGUAAUUGCGAAUGGUUUACUCCACAUUCAUUGUUGGUCAUUAGUAAGAUGCCAAAGUUAAAGGAAUUAAGGCUAAACUCGUGUCAUCGCUUAGGCGAAUGCGUUGCUUACACUAGUUUAGCUACAAGAUUUGGAUUCAAAACAUUAGAAAUUCUUGAUUUGCGAGAUACAGCACUUGGUGAUAGCGAAGUUGGAUGUUUUAGUUGUACUAAAACUUUGACACAUCUUUAUCUGGAAUGUCCUUCCAAUUUAAGAAACACGGAAUCGCCCGAUUCAGAAUCUCGACCUUUACAGAGAGAACCUUUGAAUCAACCUCCUGUAUAUGAAGAUAGAAAUCUUGCACAAUUUUUGGUCGAAGAUGGAUUUCGUUUUGAGAAUUAUAUGUUUGGACGAUGCCUAAUAACAGACAGAGCAAUUUGUGCUCUUGGAAGUGAUACUUGUGAUCGUAUAAUCAAUAACUUGGCAGAAGAAUUUAUAGUUGUAGAAGGAGACAAACGAAUAUUUAAUAAUCCUCAUUUAAAAACACUGGUUGUUAGAAAUUAUCCACAUGUUACAAAUUCAAGUCUCGUACAUUUAGCUUUAAAUGCAUCGAGUCUCGAACAUCUGGAUGUAAGUGGCACAUCUGUUACAAGACAAGGUGUUGAAACUUUUAAGACACAAAGACCGAACGUUAAAAUAGUUACCUCUUUUGAUGAAACACACACAAGCAUUUGAGAAGUACAGGGUUAUUCUGGAGACUUUGAUAACACAAUACUUUUAUUGUUGUAUAAAUCUAUUUUCCGCAAAAAUUAAUAUAAUCGUAAAGAUUAGGAGUAUAAACAAUUUUUUAUUUUUCAUUAAUUUCAAUAAUAAACGUAAAUUCUAUGAUGCGGAGCAUAGAAUAGUAUCUCAA